This is a messenger RNA of Leucoraja erinaceus (little skate), 2724 nucleotides long. RefSeq names its product E3 ubiquitin-protein ligase RNF144B-like. Gene Ontology annotation, cellular component: cytoplasm; mitochondrial membrane; ubiquitin ligase complex. Gene Ontology annotation, molecular function: zinc ion binding; ubiquitin conjugating enzyme binding; ubiquitin protein ligase activity. The record is from RefSeq and is a predicted model, not a curated record. The coding region runs from base 216 to 1118 and encodes 300 amino acids. The transcript has 8 exons. Gene Ontology annotation, biological process: protein polyubiquitination; positive regulation of proteasomal ubiquitin-dependent protein catabolic process; ubiquitin-dependent protein catabolic process. Lineage: Eukaryota; Metazoa; Chordata; Chondrichthyes; Rajiformes; Rajidae.
GCUGCGGUGUGCAGUCCCAGGCUCAGCUGCAACUGCUGAAAAGCAGCAUUGUGUGUGUGUGUUUGUUCCACCAGGACGCUGUUUGCUUCUCUCCUACCGGGACGCACAUUAAAGUGACAAGCAAGCAGACUUCCCUGACAGUUCCUUGGGCUUGGAUUUCUCCUUCUCCAGAGGUACCUGGACUGGAUCCAGAGGCCUAACUUGGAAGAGUGGAGAUGGCUACUAAGACCCUACAGAUGAUGGCAAAAGGUCCGUCGGUAGACCUGGCUCUGGAGCCACUGAUGAAGUGCAAGCUCUGCCUUUGUGACCACACUCUCGAUAAAAUGACCACUCUGAAUCAGUGCAGCUGUUGCUUCUGUACCACGUGCUUGACACAAUAUGUCGAACUGAUGAUCAGGGAAGGCUGUGGAUCUCCGGUCACUUGUCCAGAACUGGGAUGCCCGAAGAACGGUGUCUUUCAGGAUACAGAGAUUGCUCGUUUGGUUCCAGCUGACCUGCUUCAGUUGUACCAGCAACUGAAAUUUGAUCGAGAGAUCCACCUGGACCCCACCAGGACAAGGUGCCCCAAGGUUCUGUGCCAGGCUGUGUGCCAGAUUGAAGAGGGUGAUUCUCGCCAGGCUGCAUCAGUUCAAUGCCCGUCUUGUCACCUACAGUUUUGCUCCAUCUGCAAGGAGAGUUGGCAUGCAGGCCAAGCUUGUCAAGACAGCCAGCCCUUCAAGCCCUCAAAAGGAACUGAUGAUGGUGUUCUUAAUAACCAAGACACAGACGCUCCCAUCAAACAGUGUCCUGUAUGCCAUAUUUUCAUCGAACGAAACCAAGGCUGUGCCCAAAUGAUGUGCAAAAACUGCAAGCACACUUUUUGCUGGUACUGCCUUCACGAUUUGGACAAUGAUAUUUUCCUGAGGCAUUAUGACAAAGGACCAUGCCGCAAUAAACUUGGCCACUCCAGGGCUUCAGUCAUUUGGAACAGAACUCAGGUUGUAGGAAUCCUCUUUGGAAUAGGUCUGAUUGUACUGGUGACAUCCCCACUGCUGCUCCUGGCCUCUCCCUGCAUCCUGUGCUGCAUCUGCAAAUCGUGCAGGAGCAAGAGGAAACGCAACCGGCCGCCGUCGGCCUAAGCUGGGAAAUCUGCUGCCUGAUCCCGUCUUCCUCCGGCGCGCGGGGUUCCCCGCAACACCUGGUCGUUCUCUUGCAGACCGCUGGAUCAGUGCAAUGGAAGAACGUGCCAUGGGAGGGAUUAGUGGGGACGGAGGCAAAGGUUGCUUCCUGCAUAGUAACCGAUCCACGCAAGCACGACCAAAAAUGGAAUCGUGUAGCAGGCAACUGCAGAUGCUGGUUUACACCGAAGGUAAACACAACAUUCUGGAGUAACUCUGCGAGGCAGGCCGCAUCUCUGGAUAGAAGGAACGGGUGAAAUUUAGGGUCGAGGCCCAUCUUCAGUCUGAAGAGUGAGUGAAGAAGGGUCUCGACCCGAAACGACACCCACUCCUUCUAUCCAGAGAUGCUGCCUGUCUCGCUGAGUUACACUCCAGCAUUUUGUGUUUAUCUUCCAAAAAUGGAAUUAGUGGCUUUGUUUUGGCAACAUCAAUCAGACAGUCUUUAAAAUCCCAGCUUUUAUGGCCUCUGUUGCUUCAUAAUCUGAAGAUAUUUUUGCAUAUUUUCAGCUGGUUGUUAAAGGCUUUUUUUUUGUGAGCUUUUCACCAUCAGACCUAUUGUCCACUCAGCAGGUCUGUUGUUAUGUUUCGGGGUUGUGCAUUUAGGGACUGGGUAAGGUUUAGAAUUGCAAUUGGCCUAAUUCCCUGGAUACUGCAAUGUUUACGGGAGUAUCCUGUUAUUUUGUUUUGUUUUGGGUUCUACCUAGUAAUUAGCAGUCAUUUGACCUGACUUGAGAAAUAUCUCUUUAACCUGGGGUGCGGAGGCACAUGAUCUAAAGUCACCUUUGCUGCAGAAUGCUCGUUGGUUAAAAUGCCAGUGAAACCUAAAGUAGGUGCUAUGUGAAUGCAGGUUGUUGUGAAUUGAGAAUUCCUGUCCCUUCAUGCAGUCAACUCUAUUUCCCCCCCCCCCCCCCCCCCCCCCCCCCUCGCAACUGAAGCAUCACCUCCCUCUCAUCAUCCAAUUAUUCUCAUCUCUUUCUUCUGAAACCUCGACAUCCAGUUUGAAACCUGACCCACUUUUAACCGCGCCCACUCCCAUCAGUCACCCGGAAACCUUCCUGACCAACACCUGUACUUAUGUUAAGGAAGAAAUAUACUUUUUUUUCCUCUUCAAAAAUAAACGUGUCAGAUUACAGGUUGAAACGUGAUCUCUACUGUACUGUGCCAACAGUUGUGAGGGAGUCCACUGUUUAGAAUUAGUGUCACCUAGUUACUGACUUGUUUGCAACAGCAGACUUGUCAUCGUGAAGGUGAGAAUCUGAAGAGGGGAAAGCCCAAGAUGUAAAGAGAUAACAAACUUUAUUGGAACUUGCAAUACAUCCAUAAACACUCCAAUUAAUUCCACUAAUGGAGAUUUUGUGUGAGAGUGCACGUGCGUGCUCAGGCUUAGUCCCUUUGCACACACACACAUAUAUAUAUUAUAUAUGUGUGUGUAUCACGUGUGCACACGUAUGUCUGUGUGUGUGUAUAGAUGUAUUGCGUGUGUAAAGGGACUAAGACUAUAUAUCUCGUGUAUGUAUACUGUAUAUUCAGACAAAGUUUGAAUAAAUCAAAGUAUGUGCACGCGCAC